Magnolia sinica is the source of this 513-nucleotide messenger RNA. Its product is annotated as serine/arginine-rich splicing factor SC35-like. The record is from RefSeq and is a predicted model, not a curated record. Bases 1 to 513 code for a protein of 170 amino acids. Gene Ontology annotation, molecular function: RNA binding. NCBI's taxonomy places the organism in Eukaryota, Viridiplantae, Streptophyta, Magnoliopsida, Magnoliales, Magnoliaceae. The transcript has a single exon.
AUGCGAGGGCGCCGCGGCCCCUCCCGUAGAGGGGAGAAAUCCUACCGAAGUGGGGAACUAUCCUCCAUCGAUGUCCGUCGGAGAAAUCUCCCAGACCCUAAAUGUUUAUUUGUUGGUAACCUGCCAUUCAGCUGUUCUACGGAAGAUGUGCUAAAGAUCUUUCAAAGAUACCGGUGGGUUGUUGAGGUUUACCUUCCGUUUUUCCCAGGCACGUCCAAGCCCAGGGGAUAUGGAUUCGUUCGCUUCUGCUAUGAAGAUGAUGCAAAGGCUGCAAUGGGUGUUCUCCAUGGAAAAAGGAUCGAUGGCAGGGAGGUCACGGUAAAGAAUGCCCGUUCGAAACCCAUUCCGCGUUCCUCCAUCAGCAAUGCUUCCGGCCCACAGAUCUCUCAACCUCAGCAAACAGAGCACAUCAAAGAUAAGGGUUUCUCUCAUCUUCCUCAUCCCAUCCCUCUUUCAGUUUCCAUGUCAAGCACCUCCCCAGACUCAACUCUGAUCAUGCCCCUCUUUUAUUGA